UUUCCCCUCGCCCCGUGUCCUCCUCCUCGCCCCACCCCCGAUCUGCGGCGCACACGUCUCGCCACUCGGCCGCUGCAUCCGUCCCCGCGCAGAGUGUGGUUCCAGACGAUGCUGUCGCAGCUGUGCCGAGCCCAGCUGUGGUCCAGAAGCAGCCGCAAGUGGACCUGCAGGCAAGACAAGCCAUCGUCUCCGAACAUCUUCAGCCGUAAGACCAACAAUCUCCACGGGAUGAGCGAUGCUUUUAGUAGCGAAGAAGAGAAUGACUACGCUGAAGAGGAGGACAGCAGUGACUGUUCACUCCAGGGCUGCUGUUGCUGUCGGCGCAGUUGCUGCUGCUGCUGCUGCUGCUGCUGCGGCCAGGUUAAUCCGGCGUACCGGCUGCCCGACCGGACGACUGUGGCCAGCACACAGGAGGAGGCUAUGGUGGUGAUGCAGUGCGUUCAACUGCACUUGGGCGGCACGGGUGCACCGCAGCCAUUGCUGCCCAUGGGCACCCUCGUCACUGCCCUAUACCGGCACAGGGACUGGAUCUGCGUGCAGACGCCACAUGGCGUGCGCGGUUUCGUGCGGCACGGAAGCUGUGCCCCACUCGGCACAUUGCUCGCCCCGAACACCGGUCGCCGUCAGUCCUCGGCCACUAGUAGGGACUUGACGCUGCGCCGGAAUCUGGCCCACCACGGCGGCAGCCACAAUGCGGCCCGCGUCGCCGACAAGUUGUUUCUUGAGAAGAACAUCGACGUCUGGGCCAGCGACCAGUCUAUGGCAUCGCGCCUCGUCGAUGCCGCAGACACGAGCAGCGUUUGAUGACAAUAAAAAGGCAGUGAUGUGCCCCAAACCAG
Dermacentor silvarum is the source of this 839-nucleotide messenger RNA. RefSeq lists its product as uncharacterized. The record is from RefSeq and is a predicted model, not a curated record. NCBI's taxonomy places the organism in Eukaryota, Metazoa, Arthropoda, Arachnida, Ixodida, Ixodidae. Bases 109 to 804 code for a protein of 231 amino acids. The transcript is spliced from 4 exons.